Molecule: messenger RNA, 3786 nt
Organism: Hemicordylus capensis (graceful crag lizard)
Lineage: Eukaryota; Metazoa; Chordata; Lepidosauria; Squamata; Cordylidae
Gene: CDCA7
Product: cell division cycle associated 7
Exons: 10
Coding region: 235-1464 (409 amino acids)
Biological process (GO): regulation of DNA-templated transcription
Cellular component (GO): nucleus
Source: RefSeq, a predicted model, not a curated record
GAAUGUAUGACUCCCGAUCAAAUCGCCCAGAAAAACCAGGUGCCGAGCCGGAGUAAUUUCUGAGCCUUCCAGGACUUCAACACCUUCGCGGGAAAAAUAUUGCCAAUCCCCGCCUCCGGCGAGUUCCAAGACGCUUUGGCGCGAGUCUACGGCGUGUUAUUUCUCUCGUUCCCCAUCCAGUUAAGAGAGGCUGCUGCUGUUGCGGCCCCUCCGAGUGGCAACUUAGCGAUCAGCAUGGAUCCCUUCGGUCUGCAGGGCAACCUUCCAGGAGAAAAGAAAUUUCCAGCAUUCCGGAACACAAAACUGAUCCCCAUGGAAACCUCUUCAUCCUCUGAUGACAGUUGUGACAGUUUCGGCUCUGAUAAUUUUGCAAACACAAAACUGAACUUGAAGCCAGAAGUUGCAAAAGAAGUGGCAAAAAUCUUUUACGAGGGCUCAGAUGACGAAUCAUUUUGUGGUUUUUCAGAAAGUGAGAUUCAGGAUGUGUUGAAACUGGAGACAGAUUCUGAGGAAAAUGACAUGAGUGACAAAGAUAAAUCUUCAUGCAAGAGACCACGGAGGUGCUCUGUUCCUCUUAAAGUUGCUAUGAAGUUCCCACUUCGAAGGUCUAAGAGAGGGAAGAGCGAAAUAGUUUCAACCCAUAAACCCUUGUGCAAACUGGAAUUGGAUUCAGACUCUGAAGAAAAGGGGCCCAACUUCUUAGAGAAAAGAGCUUUAAACAUAAAGGAGAACAAGGCCAUGCUUGCAAAACUAAUGGCAGAACUAGAAAAUGUCCCUGGGAUUUUUACUAGGAAAGGUCCACUGGCAACCCCUACGCUGAAACCACAACGGUCUCCAAGGAAAUCGUUUCCUAGAAGUGCUUUAAGAAGGAAUCCAGAAAGAAGUUCUAGACCUCACACAAGAUCCAGGUCCCUUAUUGAAGGUCCUCCAAGUCCUGCAUCUGAGAAAGAGGAGGAUGAUCCUUACGUCUUAGUAAGAAGGAAGAUGUCGGAUGACUUUUCUGAGGAUGAAAUGGACGCCCCCAGAAGGCGGCGUUCUGGUGCUAUGACUCUCCCUCAUAUUAUCCGUCCAGUGGAAGAAGUAACCACGGAAGAGUUAAAUAACAUAUGUGAGACUGUCAGAGAUAAAGUUUAUAACCGUGUGACGGGAUCCACUUGUCAUCAGUGUCGCCAGAAAACUACAGACACAAAGACAAACUGUCGUAACCCAGAAUGUUUAGGAGUACGUGGUCAGUUCUGUGGUCCUUGCCUUCGCAAUCGAUAUGGAGAAGAAGUCAGGACUGCUUUGUUGGAUCCGGACUGGUACUGCCCACCUUGCCGAGGGAUCUGCAACUGCAGUUUCUGCAGGCAGCGGGAAGGAAGGUGUGCUACAGGUGUGCUGGUUUACUUGGCCAAGUACCAUGGCUAUGACAAUGUACAUGCUUACUUGAAAAGUCUGAAACAAGAACUUGAAAUGCAAGAAUGAAGUCCAGGCACCAUUCUGCACACAUCAACUGUACUGAUGCUACAUUUAAUUGUCUGUCUGAUUUCAGGUUUUGAUUCUUGGGCAACUUAGAGCUUCUUUGUUUGUUUGGAAAGUGAAAGAGAAACCACUUUGCUAUUUGAUUGAAGUUCUAUAUUAUGGGGCAUGAAUUUGUAAUGCUGUUGGGUAGAAGUCUCCUUUCUCUUGUUUCAUGAUGGGCGCCACUAAAUUACGCUGGCUACCUGGAGGUGGUUGGUUGACACAUGUGCAUGGCCAUAACUGCAGCAAGGGCUGUAAUUUGCAGAAAAAAUAUAUUUACCAUCUGAGUCUACUUACAUCUCACCAUGCUUGCAUUUCUGGUGGCAGCUGGCAUGGAGAUUUUCCAUAACCUUCAGAGGACUUGCAUGGCCAGUUUGUAUUCUACAGUCUUUGCAUGAGGCUGUUACCAUACUAGCAUAGCAUAUCUGCUCUUAGUGCUCACUUUCAGUCCAAUACUUUUUUUUCCAUUUGGAAGGAAGGAGAUAUUUCAUUUGUGACUUAUACCUCAGCAUCAAUUCUGUGGUGAUACAAUCUCAAUGAACCAAACAAAUCUUUGCUUUUAAGGCUAUUUUAAGUGUUGGUAGCUUGGAGAAACAAUGUUUGCAAUCAAACUGAUUAAGCAGAAUGGUAAAUUCUAGAUUACUUGACAUAAGCAGUGAGUUGUGGCUAAAUUGGGGGCUGAGCCAGUUUAUAUCCAUAACUAUAAAGCCUAGUGUAGGAUUCAAAAGUUCCAGAUAGCAUUUAGUUACUUUUUAUCCAUCUCCAAAGACCUGAAAUACAUUUUAUACAGUGCUUGGAAUGGUAGAUGGUACAGACACUGAUGGCAAAGUUUAGCCUUGUUUUGUGAAAAGUUAGUGUUUUCAGAGUGUCUCAAAACAGUUUCCAUGUACUUCAUAUAUAAAAGAAAACUUAUACAAACCAAGCUUUUUGGCUAUUUACACAAGGGUUAAGCAUCAAAGUCCUACAUGCAACAGCAAGCCCCUUUACCCCUGCCCCCUCCCUCCUCAGGGUAUCGAGUAUGACAUGAAGCCCAGAGUGUAUAGGUUCCAGGGUGGAGACACAAUCCAUCUUUGUCCAUGCUACAUCGAGGUGCAUGGAUCACAUGCAGGGCUUACAAGCAUGCAAGACCUGGGUGGUACCCUUAUAUUUCACAUGUGGAAGCUGGAGACUUGCUUUUGCACACCUCUAUGCAAUGGCCAUACAUGUGGGAGCUGUGUGGACAACGGUGGCAAGUGGACAACGUUGACCUUGUUCACUGCUGCAGUUCAAUGAUAGGCAGAUCAAGUCUAUCAGCAGGUCAGGGAGAUACCUUUCCUGUAGUAACACCCUAAUGGUAUUCCAAAAUAACUCAUUAAGAAAAACAUGGUCUUUUGUCCCCACACAGGUGAGGGCUGUAAUUUUCCGUCAUGCAAAUUUACCUCAAGCAAGCAGCUGACCAGUAUUGUUUGCUUAUAAUCAAAAUGGUGUGCCGCAUAGAUGAAGGGGCUAUAAUACUUAAAGCGGUGGAAAGAGCAUUGCUAUAAGACUCACAUCAGUGGCUACAAACAUUAAUGUUGACUAUUGUACAAGAGGGUAUUUGAAUUCCUAAAUCAUCUUUGAGGAGUUAAUCAUUCUGGUGGCACGUUUAUAUGCAGCUUAUAUUUUUGUUUGAAUGCAAUAUCUUGUUACUGUUCAGCACUUGGGUUGUAUCCCCUAACCCUAGCAUACAAGUAAGGAAGCUUCUGCAAAGGAACUUCCCAACCCUGUCUUCCCCACAGGGAACCUUUUGGAGCACAGUGGAAUGUUGGAGAAAGAGGAGGAAUCAGUAAAAAUCCCCCCCCCCCCGGUGCACCAAUGGAAGUGCUUUGCAUUUUGUACCAAACCAACAUAGGAUACAGCUCAUUGUACAUAGUUUGUGGUACAUAACUCUGUAAAAUACAAUGGACAAUUGGGAAUCCCUCCAGGUUUCAAAUUGUACAUUUGCAAGAACAUUCUAAGCUAUUUUGCUUUGCCUCUAAAUGAUCAAUGUAGCUAUAUGUAUAUUCUGCCUUUUCAGCCUUUGUAGAUUAUCAGAUGCACACACACCUACUAGUUCAUAAUCAGUUUUUGGAAGAUGGGAUAUCUGUGUAAGUAUGCUUUCCCCUGCAUACUUCUGUCCCCUUCAGUUUACUUUUUUAAUUUGUUUUAUCGUAGUACAGGGUUGUAAUUUUAAGUAGUUUCAUAAAUACUGUAAACAGAUGUUGUGAAUUGAUGAAACUCUUAUAUAUGAUGUGGUAGCCUAAUAAAAACAACUUUGCCUAAAACAAA